UACUACAUUAAACAGGCGGAUCACCUUAGUAACAUAAACAAAUAGUCGAACAGACACCUAAAUAAGGAUAUAAAUAUGGAAAGCAAGGACAAUCGAUCGAAAGAUAAACGCGGCAACAUGAAAAAAUAUCGCAAGAAACCGCCAACACAACAGAAUAAUAACACCUCGUCCAGCUCACAGGUGGAGAUAGUGCGUGGCGUAGUCGAUGUGGCGGAUUCCAGUGACGAACGAUUUGUUUCACGACGUGGUUGGGCUACUUCACGUCCACCGGCACAAACUCGUCGCUAUUCGCUGGAUGAUGAAGAUAAUGAUAUGAAUGAGGCAGAGUCGGCACAAAUGCAUGCCGGUGAUUUUGGUUUAAUGUCACAAUUGCCCACAUCUGUGGGUGGACACUUCCAGUUCUCAUCUGAGAAAAACUGGGAUACAGUGGAGGGCGAACAAUUGUUGGACAGCACUGAGGCUAGUCAGUAUUUCACGCUAAAUUUGAAAUUAUUAAAUGUUGGUUUGCAAACGAUACCGUUUUAUAAGCGCAUGGAUUAUGCAGCAUCUAUGUUUACACGCGAACAACUGCAAACGAUGGAGAAAGCUGCAGAAGUGGCAGAGAAAAAUUAUCAAAAUGUAUUGCAUGAACACAAGACGAAUCCACGCAUAAAAAUUAAUAGCGGUAGCCGGAAAAGUGGCUCCGGACGUUCACAGAGUAGUGCUAAACAGGCUAAUGCGGCACCAAGUGAAACUAAUGCUCCGGAUGAAUUGGAUGAGUUGCUGAAUUUAGCGACAGCUGCUGUUACAAAAGUAGACAUAAGUGGCGGCAGUGGCGCUGGAGCGGAGAAUGAAGCGGCGAAUAUACCGAAAGGUAAUGAAAACGUUACAGCAAACAAGGAUGACAUACAGGAAUGGUUGGAUAAUGUGUUGGAGGAGUAGUUGAACAAAUAACUAUGUAGAACUUUUAUUUCCCAAUAUGAAUACUAGAAUACAUUCAAAUACAUACGCUGUUCUUAUCAA
Molecule: messenger RNA, 1002 nt
Organism: Bactrocera tryoni
Lineage: Eukaryota; Metazoa; Arthropoda; Insecta; Diptera; Tephritidae
Gene: Aven
Exons: 2
Coding region: 76-921 (281 amino acids)
Biological process (GO): negative regulation of G2/M transition of mitotic cell cycle
Source: RefSeq, a predicted model, not a curated record